CUAGAAGGAGAUGAAUAGAAUAUGUGAAUCACCACCUGAGCCGGAGUAGUGGAUAAAUUCUAAAUUAAACUUUGUCAAAAUUGUUAAAUAGAAAAUAAUUCUUUAGUUUAUAGAAAUAAAUUUAAAGGUAAAGUUAUAUCGAAGCGCGUUAGACAUUUCUUAAAACUGAAAUUUUAUGGAAAACGCUAAAAGAAGUCUUGAUUUUGACAUUAGGUAUUAAGCCUAAUUAAAUUUUGUACAAAUUUAUACCAGGACUUGUAAAUUGUGUUUGAUUAUUACAUAAGCUCAUGCCAAACAUGGCUGUUAAAAAGAAGCCAGGAAAAAUUGUGCUGCCUCCAGAAAAUACAUCAAUUACACCCCCUCGAAAUCUGGACAAAAGAACUACUAUUACAAUAGGCGAACGUGUAUUUGAAGUAGAAGCGGAUGAUUUAGAACCGAUAUGUGAAUUAGGAAGAGGUGCUUAUGGUGUUGUUGAAAAAAUGAGACAUCGACCCACAAAAACAAUAAUGGCUGUGAAGAGGAUUCCAGCAAGUUUUAAUAAUGAUGAACAAAAACGGCUUAUAAUGGAUCUCGAUAUUUCAAUGAGAAGCAGUGAUUGUCAGUUUACAGUUCAGUUUUAUGGGGCUUUAUUUAGAGAGGGUGAUGUAUGGAUAUGUAUGGAAGUUAUGGAUACUUCUUUAGAUAAAUUUUAUCCUAAAGUUUACAAUUUAAAUGCAACUAUACCAGAAAAUGUUUUAGGAAAAAUUGCCUUUGCUGUUGUAAGUGCACUUCAUUAUUUGCAUAGUGUUUUGCAUGUUAUUCAUAGAGAUGUUAAACCUUCCAAUAUUUUAAUAAAUCGAAAAGGAGAAGUUAAAAUGUGUGAUUUUGGAAUCUCUGGGUAUUUAGUAGAUUCUGUCGCAAAAACAAUGGAUGCUGGCUGCAAACCUUAUAUGGCACCAGAAAGAAUUAACCCAGAAAGAAAUGCUCAAGGUUAUGAUAUCAGAUCAGAUGUUUGGAGCUUAGGAAUUACACUAAUAGAAUUAGCUUCAGGUACUUUUCCAUAUGACACAUGGAAGACACCAUUUGAGCAACUAAAACAAGUUGUGAAAGAUGAUCCCCCAAGACUUGCCCCAGGGAAAUUUUCUUCAGAAUUCGAAGACUUUAUUUGUCAGUGCCUACAGAAGGACUGUUCAAACCGUCCAAAUUAUGUUCAGUUGUUACAGCAUCCUUUUAUUGUUCGUCAUGCAGAGAUGUUAACAGACAUCAGCUCCUAUAUAUCUCGCAUAUUAGAUGAUUCAGGAGAUGCAAUAGAUGGUAAUUCUGCUAAUGCAGUUCCACAAUGACCACAUCUGUAUAUUAAUAUGAAGAAAAAUUGUAUAUAUACUGAAUCUAUUCAUUAAAUUGCAUUAAGUCACAGGUUUAAUUGCCAGUUAUGUUCAGCUGCUUGUUUGUUGAGAACAAAUUUCUUUAAAUUGUUUUUCUUACUAUAUCAAAAAAAGAAGCAAUUAUUGUUAUAUUUAAUCGUAAAAUUUUAUAUUAUGAAAAGGAUUUAUAUCAAAAGCAGCUGCGUGCUCUGAAUUGAUACUUAAUUAUUGGUACAACAUUGAUUAAAGUGAGUGCAUAAGUUAAAUAAUUUUAAAAUCUGUCAGAAGCAAAUUACUUUUUUAACAGAUGAUCAUGUUAGAAAAAUGUAAUAAUUUUAAAAUUAUUUGUCAUUCAUAUUAAUGAAUAUUUUUUAAUGCAAUUUUAGAUUUUUUUGGAAUGAAUAGUUUAAUAGAGCCUAAAUGCAAAAUUAAAAAUUAUUUCAAAUAU
Messenger RNA from Centruroides sculpturatus (bark scorpion), 1791 nucleotides. Its product is annotated as dual specificity mitogen-activated protein kinase kinase 6-like. Bases 288 to 1322 code for a protein of 344 amino acids. The record is from RefSeq and is a predicted model, not a curated record. Gene Ontology annotation, biological process: protein phosphorylation; stress-activated MAPK cascade. Gene Ontology annotation, molecular function: ATP binding; MAP kinase kinase activity. NCBI's taxonomy places the organism in Eukaryota, Metazoa, Arthropoda, Arachnida, Scorpiones, Buthidae. The transcript is spliced from 10 exons.